AUGCAAACUAGAAAGACCCUCUCUUGGAUAAAGGAAGAGAUUACUCGCUCCAUUUCCGUAUCGCUCAUGAUAUAUAUAAUAACUGGGGCAUACAUUUCAAAUGCAUAUCCCAUUUUUGCACAGCAGGGUUAUGAAAAUCCGCGCGAAGCAACUGGUCGUAUUGUAUGCGCGAAUUGUCAUUUAGCUAAUAAGCCCGUGGGUAUUGAGGUUCCACAAGCGGUACUUCCUGAUACUGUAUUUGAAGCAGUUGUUCGAAUUCCUUAUGAUAUGCAACUAAAACAAGUUCUUGCUAAUGGUAAAAAGGGAGCUUUGAAUGUGGGGGCUGUUCUUAUUUUACCUGAGGGGUUUGAAUUAGCCCCUCCUGAUCGUAUUUCGCCAGAGAUGAAAGAAAAGAUAGGUAAUCUCUCUUUUCAGAGUUAUCGCCCCGCUAAAAAAAAUAUUCUUGUGAUAGGUCCCGUUCCUGGUCAAAAAUAUAGUGAAAUCACCUUUCCUAUUCUUUCUCCGGACCCUGCUGCUAAGAAGGAUGCUCACUUCUUAAAAUAUCCCAUAUACGUAGGCGGGAACAGGGGAAGGGGUCAGAUUUAUCCCGACGGGAGCAAGAGUAACAAUACGGUUUAUAAUGCUACAGCAGCGGGUAUAGUAAGCAAAAUCAUACGAAAAGAAAAAGGGGGGUACGAAAUAACUAUAACAGAUGCGCCAGAGGGGCGUCAAGUGAUUGAUAGUAUCCCCCCAGGACCAGAACUUCUUGUUUCAGAAGGCGAAUCCAUCAAACUCGAUCAACCAUUAACAAGUAAUCCUAAUGUGGGCGGAUUUGGUCAGGGAGACGCAGAAAUAGUACUUCAAGACCCAUUACGUGUCCAAGGCCUUUUGUUCUUCUUGGCAUCCGUUAUUUUGGCACAAAUCUUUUUGGUUCUUAAAAAGAAACAGUUUGAGAAGGUUCAAUUGUCCGAAAUGAAUUUCUAG
This is a messenger RNA of Populus trichocarpa (black cottonwood), 963 nucleotides long. Lineage: Eukaryota; Viridiplantae; Streptophyta; Magnoliopsida; Malpighiales; Salicaceae. The record is from the annotation of a RefSeq genome assembly.